AUGUCAAAUACUAAAUUGUUUCAAAUGGAUGACUUCCGUAUUGUGCUCAGUUGUAGCAAUGCUGUUCUACAUCAAUUGAAUAGCUAUGAUAAGAGAUUGGAACUCUUCAAAUAUGCCGUGCAAACUACAAAACAAUCUGAUCCAUCGAAGCAAAAAUAUAGUAUACGAGCAUCGAAUCAAGUUACAUUGAUGUUAAAGCAAUUGAACAAAAAUCAACAACUACUUAAAUUCUUUCAACAGUUAAAUAAUCGUGAUGGAAGUGUGAAUAUUCCUUUGAGUAUGGCAGUCAUUGGAAUCAUGUAUGAUAGACGAAAUCAACUUGAAACAUGCUUUGUAUUUUGUCCUUUUAGUUAUAAGACUACUACAGUCAAUUUGAAUGAUGUCGGCUUUAAUAUUGACGGGCUACAUAAGUACGAUACAACUUACAGCUCUUCUGAAAAAUCACUUGAAAUUGAUCGAUUUCUUCAGUUUAUCUCUGGUUUACAAAGCAAUCGCGAUAAAGAUGAAAAAUCUCUGAAUUUUUAUAAUUCCUCUCUUGACAUAGGAGAAAAAUUCUAUUCAUCGAAUCCUAUCAAUGUUGCUCCAAUGCUAACCUGCCUUGGUAUUGUCCUUCAUCGCCAAGAAAAAUAUGAAGCAGCUUUGAGGAUAUAUAUCUAUGCAAUUACUAUCUUACAGAAAUAUUUUCCUUCAGGUCAUGUAACGGUGGCUUUUAAUUUUGAUAAAAUUGGUCUCAUCUUGAAUCAUCAAACAAAGUAUAAGAAAGCUCUAAAAUUCCACAAAAAAGCACUGAAAAUACGACAGCAACUAUGUCCGCUCAAUUAUGAAGAUAUUUCUGCUAGUCUAUAUAAUAUUGGACUUAUACUUUAUCAACUAGAAUCGUAUGAUAAAGCUAUAGAAUUAUACGGACAAGCAAGAACAAUGCGAGAUAAAAUAUAUCCUCUCGGUCAUACUGGCAUUGUUCAAUGUCUCAAUCGUAUUGGUUUUGCACUUUGUAAGCAAAACAAAUGUGAAGAUGCUCUGGAGUUUCAUCAUCAAGCACUUUUUAUGUUACAAGAAAUACAUCCUUCAGAUCAUGCUGAAAUUAUUACUAGUUUACAUUGUCUUGGUCGUAUAUUUUAUCAACAAUUGAAGUAUGAUGAAGCAUUAUAUUACUUUCAACAAGUUCUUAAAAUUAGACACGAUAUUUAUCCUAACGAUCAUUCGAGUCUGGCUGAAAUUUAUAAUAAUAUUGCUUUGAUAUUAUAUGAUCAAGGUAAAUAUGAUGACGCUCUGCAGUUCUAUCACAAAGCAUUGAAAAUAAUACAAGAUUUUUAUCCGUCUGAUUACACUAAAAUUUCUAAUAGUCUCAACGAAAUUGGUGUUGUAUUGUAUCAACAACUUAAAUAUGAUGAAGCCUUAGAUGCAUUUCAUAAUGCUGUUAAAAUUCAAGAUAAAUUGUGUUCUACCAGUCGUAUCGAUUUGGCAAAUUAUCUCAGCAAUGUUGGUCUUGUUUUGUAUGAUCAAGGAAAAUACGAUGAAUCGCUUCGGUUUUAUAAACGAGCACUUAACCUAACAGAAAAAUACUUACCGUUGGAUGAUUUGAGCAUUGUAGAAGGAUUGACUAGUAUCGGUUAUAUUCUAUGCCAUCAAGAAAAGUUAGAUGAAUCAUUUGAUUUUCAUUAUCGAUCAUUACAACUUCGACAAAAGUAUCAUCCAGCAACUUAUAUUAACAUAAUUAAUAAUUUGAAUAUUUUGGGCUGUAUACGCAAUCAACAAGAACAAUACGAAGAAGCUUUGAAUUUCUAUCAAAGAGCAUUGAGAAUUAGAGUGGCAAACUAUCCUGAUGAUACCAUAAAUGUUGCUAUUAAUCUUGUCAAUAUCGGUGAACUUCUUUUCAAACAAAAAAAGUAUGGCCGAGCUUUAGAGUACUAUCAAAAUGCAUUAAUCAUCCAAGAGGAUUGUUACCCGUAUGGUCAUAUUUCUAUUGUUAAUAGUCUUCAAAAUAUUGGUCGUACCUUUUAUAAUCAAGAAAAAUAUGAUAGAUCGUUAGAAUUCUUUCAGCGUGCUCUAGGAAUGAGAGAGCAAUAUUUCGCUGCUGAUUAUGCAGACAUUGUAGAGAAUCUCAAUAUGAUCGGUCUUGUUUUAUAUCAUCAAAAUCAAUACGACGAAGCUCUGCAUUACCACCAGCAAGCUCUUUAUUUACAGGAAAAAAAUUAUUCUUCUGAACAUAUUUCUAUUGCUGACACUCUCGAUAAAAUUGCGACUAUUUUUCGUGCGAAUGAAGAUUUUAGCAAAGCUUUUGAUUUUUAUCGACGAUCGCUCAACAUAAGAGAACACUAUUACUCUUUCGAUGAUAUUCAUACCAUGGAAAAUCUCGGCAAUAUCGGCCAUACUUUAUAUGAAAAUAGUCAAUAUGAUAGUGCUUUAAAAUACUUUCGACGAAUACUCGGAAUUCAACGUAAACAUACGCCUUCUGAUAAUGUAAACAUCGCAACGACCUUGAACAAUAUCGCUCUGACGCUUUGUCAACAAGGAAAUUCAGAUGAAGCUUUGAGUUUAUGUUCUCAAGCAUUGGAAGUUCGUCGACAAUAUUUGCCUCCUGUACAUCUCGAUAUUACUCAAUCGCUUUAUACUCUCGGUACCAUUUAUUACUUCCAAGGCAACUAUGAAAAAGCGCUCGAACAUUUUCAGCAAUCUCUGCGAAUUAAAGAACAAUUAUUUGCUCCCGAUCAUCUCAGCUGCGUUGGUGAUCUUAAUAAUAUUGGUAUGAUUUUGAAUCGCCUAGGAAAAUAUAAUGACGCUUUAGAUUAUCAUCAAAAAGCACUCGUAAUACAAAAUAAACAUUAUCCAAUGGGACAUGUAAAAAUUUCCGUCAGCCUUAAUCAUAUCGGUUUAACACUUGGUUAUCAAGAGGACUACGACGAAGCGCUUCUAUUAUGUACGAAUGUUUUAGAAACGAGAAGAAAACGAUAUCCACCUGCUCAUAAAAAUAUAUCUGAUAGUCUCUAUAGUAUUGGCAGGAUUCUUUAUCUGAAAAAAGACUAUGAUACCGCUCUUGAUUAUUUCCGAGAAGCGUUAGAAAUUAGAAAAAAAUAUUAUCAGCACGAUAGUAUUGAAAUUGCUGAAUGUCUAAACGUUAUCGGUACGAUAUGUUAUGUAAAAGGUAAUCUCGACGAAGCUUAUGAAAUGCAACAGCAAGCACUUAACAUUCAACAAACGUUCUAUCCACCGACUCAUCUAGAUAUUGCUGUUAGCUGUGAAAGUCUUGGUAAAAUCUAUUAUGAUCAAGAAAGAUACGGAGAAGCAACGGUAUUCUUUCGACGCGCAAUCAAUAUCAGAAAAACUUCGAAUACAUAUGAUGAUAAUGUUGUUGCAGAUAUUCUUAUUUUUAUCGGCUUUGCCUAUCGUAACCAGUACGAUACUGAUCAUGCUCUUGAAAAUUUCCAAAAAGCGCUUUGGCUGAAAAACAAAUACGCACCCAAUGACCGGCAAUCCAUAGCGACCACUCUUGAAGGUUUAGCAGUUGUUUACAAUGAUAAAGGCUAUUAUCAAAAUGCACUUCAACAUGCUUUAGAAUGUUUAACAAUUCGCGAAGCGCUUUUACCUAAACGUCAUAUUGAUAUUGGCACAAGUUUGAAUCUUGUGGCUGAGUGUUAUGCUAAUAUUCUCAAUCGAAAUAUGGCAAUUGAAUAUCAUCAACUGGCGUUAGAUGUUUUCCGGAAAAGUCUAUCGACUGACGAUCCGAUUAUUGAGACAACAGAAAAAAAUAUUAGCCAACUUAAAAAACCUGCACAUUCAUGGUUUUCGCGUGGGCGAAAAUGUAUACUUAAAUUUAAAAAACGAUUGUUUUCUUCCUAA
This is a messenger RNA of Rotaria socialis, 3837 nucleotides long. The record is from the annotation of a GenBank genome assembly. NCBI's taxonomy places the organism in Eukaryota, Metazoa, Rotifera, Eurotatoria, Philodinida, Philodinidae.